UGAUUACACUAUUCUCUUGUUCCCACGCGCUUCCAUUUGGCAACACCAGUUCUUGCCUAAAACCCUCGCAAAACCCUACCAAGUGGCAUCAUCCCUGGCGAGAAGCGCAGCGGGAAAGCCACCGUCUUAUUUCUCCGCAUCAAUCCUCUCCCCUUAAAUGGCAGCCGCGGUCCCCCUGAAACCACAUUUCGAUCGCAGAAACCCUAGCCCCGUUGGCGAUGGCCGGUCCGUGUAGCCCCUCCCCUAGCGGUGCCCACUCCCCCGAACCCUCCUCUCCGCCCGGAUUCGACGCCUUCGAUUCCUUCCUCUACGACCCUUGCCCCGACUUCGAUCCCGUGAAGGAGUGGCUCGUCGAUCCCGACCAGUUCCUUAUGCCCGAGGUCGAAGGCAAUGGCCCGACCUACCUGGAUGCCUCUGACGACCCGAAGACCGUCGAAGGAUUCGGCGAGAGCUGUUCUGGAUCCAGGACGAUGAUCGAAUCGAGGUUGAAAGAAGAGUUCUUGAAAACGUCGAUCGAUGAAAAGAUGGGAAAGGUCUCCUUGGCCGAAGACGGUGGGCAUCAUCAUCAUCAUGGAGAGGAUUCCUGUGAGGGAGUAGUGGAAGCGAGCGCGAACGUCGGUGGAGUGACUAAUGUGGGUGGUUCAAAUGAUGGCAAUGGCGUUUCUUCUUGGGGUUCCAGUGUUGCCGAGGGAGGGAAUGGAUCGAGGGAAGUUUGUACGGUCAGUGAUUCGAUAAAGGUGGCCCAAGAAAGCGAUGAGGAGAGCAGCAAAGCAGAGACUGAGCAAUCAGAAGAUGACAGUGAGCCCUCCGGUGAUGACUCCUCCUCCUCCUCUUCUUCUUCUUCGAGCAGCGAAGAAGAAGAUGACGGUGAUGACAGCAAGGAUCGAAGCAAAGGGAAAGGGAUAGCUCAGGCAGAGGAGGUGGAAGAGGGUGAGAUUGUUGCUAGUGAUGUGGAUGAAGAGGAGGAUAUCAGAGGGCCCAUCAGGACCAAGCAUGAAGUCGAGGUCCUUCCACCAGUUCCUAAAAUCGAAGUAUCAUUGGAACCGCAUCAUCAGACUUUACCAGUGGGAGUCAUAUCAUCUAUACUGGCUAACCGAGUAAUUGUGAACGGUUCCGCGAAACACAAUCCUCUCAAUGAGGGUUCCAUUCUAUGGAUAACAGACACAAGGUCACUGUUAGGUCCGGUAGAUGAGAUUUUUGGACCUGUCAAGAACCCCUACUAUGUUGUUAGAUACAAUUCAGUCCAGGAGCUACCAGUUGGAAUUAGCGGGGGAACUGCUGUCUCUUUUGUCAUGGAGUUUGCCAACUGUAUCCUCAAUGCAAAAGAACUUCAUAAGAAAGGAUAUGAUGCAUCUGGUGAGCAUGACGAGGAGCUGAAAGAUGAGGUGGAAUUUUCUGAUGAUGAGAAAGAGGCUGAGUACAAAAGAUCCCUGCAACAGGCAAAGAGAGACUGUAACGUUAGGUCACAUGGGAAUCAAGAAUUUGUAUCUGACAUGAAGAGGGCCAAUUAUAAGGAUGCCAUGGUCCAAGAGGACAUGCCAGCUCCUGCCCCUCAUACAUCGGUAGCAAUGAGCCAACCACUACCUGGUGUUCCGGCGUCCCUUCAGACAACACCAGGAACAAGUAAUUUGGGUCAGAGUAACAUUUCUUCUUUUCAAGCUGGAAAUCCUAGCAUGAGUGCUCCUGCCAUCAUUCCGUCUGCAGUGCAAGGUGACAGUGGUUUUAGUGAUCUGUCUCAGCAGUCAUUACAGCAGCAGCCAAAUGCUGUUUCAGCUUAUGGAUUUCCUCCGCAUCAGCAGCCAAAUGCUGUUUUAACUCAUGGAUUUCAUCCGCAGCCGCAGCCAAAUGCCGUUUGGACUCAUGGAUUUCAUCCGCAGCAGCAGCCAAAUGCCGUUUGGACGCAUGGAUUUCCACCCCAGCAGCAGCCAAAUGCGAGUUGGAGUAAUGCAUUUCCACCUCAGCAGCAGCCAAAUGCCAGUUGGGGUAAUGCAUUUCCACCUCAGCAGCAGCCAACCACCUAUUGGGGUCAUGGAUAUGCACUUCAGCAGCAGCCAAAUGCCACCUGGAAUCAUGGUUUUCCACCUCAGGAGCAUUUUAUGGGUAUGCAAGGAGGAUUUCUCAUGAACGUAUCACCAGGUCAGCAGCCAGGAGACGACGCUUACAAUCACCUGCAUCAAAAUCAAGCUUUUAAUAUUUUUCCAAAUGGAAUGCUAUAUCAGCAGUUAAUUUCUAGUCUCGCAGCCCUGGCCAACACUGCAUUGCUGGGUGGGCCAGUGAAUCCAUCUGCUUGUACCAUGUCUCUGGGAUCAGGAGCACAGGGAAACUUCAGCCAGGUAACAUUUGGGUGCAAUAAUACGCAAGAACAAGGGGCUCCAAGUUCUUGUAACGUGCAGAAUCAUGAACAGCCACCAUCAGCUACUGGUCGGGGGGAUAUCCGACCUCCUAUGCAAUUCAAUCCAGGGAGGUCAUCUUUUCGUGGUAGGAAGCCUCACUAUAGGGGAGGCCGUCGUUCUUUUGGUAGAGGUGGCCGACUGCAACGCGGAUAGAGAAUUUUGUAUUUAUUUGUUUGCAUGGCUUUUCUCCUUUAUGUUAGCUUACUUGUUAUGUUGCUGAUACUUGUUUUUUUUUCCUCUCUCUCUCUCUCUCUUCUUGAUGGACAAUUUUUGUGGACAUGCUAUGCAGUGGUUGAACCUUCAAAUUUCUUGCAUCAUUGACAUCAAAAGGAAGGCGUUCUCAAAAAAUAUAACGCAGGGAAGAUUGCUUGAUUUUUGUUUGUAUCCCCUCUACAAAGGAAUGUAUUUGUUGGCUAAUGUCAUAUUACUUUAGUGUUUUGGUAGUAGAUGAAAUUGUGAUACACUCAUUAUUCAAAACAGUUGCUAAAAUCAAGAAAAGAUAUCUUUCCUUGUUGAGAUU
Elaeis guineensis (African oil palm) is the source of this 2913-nucleotide messenger RNA. RefSeq lists its product as uncharacterized. The record is from RefSeq and is a predicted model, not a curated record. Gene Ontology annotation, molecular function: RNA binding. Gene Ontology annotation, biological process: ribosome biogenesis; box H/ACA snoRNP assembly; pseudouridine synthesis. NCBI's taxonomy places the organism in Eukaryota, Viridiplantae, Streptophyta, Magnoliopsida, Arecales, Arecaceae. Gene Ontology annotation, cellular component: sno(s)RNA-containing ribonucleoprotein complex.